Nematostella vectensis (starlet sea anemone) is the source of this 1490-nucleotide messenger RNA. RefSeq lists its product as uncharacterized. Lineage: Eukaryota; Metazoa; Cnidaria; Anthozoa; Actiniaria; Edwardsiidae. The transcript has a single exon. The coding region runs from base 284 to 1198 and encodes 304 amino acids. The record is from RefSeq and is a predicted model, not a curated record.
UUCACCUGCUUCAUCAAAGGAAACAUUACAGAUUGCGGCACAUCGCAGAAAAACGAUAAAUUCAACGGUGAAAUCUUCGCUUGACGAUGUCGAGAUUUUAAACAGCAGACAAUAUUUUCACCCUGUCGGACAAAGUCGAUUUUUACGCAUUUUAAAGCCUAUGUAAGCUCGCGCCGAUGGCUUAGAUUAAGAGACGGUGUCAAAUGCAAGAAUGGUAUUCAUUCGGUUGCAUUGAAGUCGAGUUUAAGCAUUAGAAAUCAUUAAAGCUCGAACCGAUCGAGGGAUGGCGGCAAAUGGGAGAAUGAUAUUUUUUAUCGAAUGGGAUCGCGAAUUUGUCAGCUUUAUCAAAGGGGUGACCCUAUCGCCAUCGCUUCGAGGGCACAUCAUCGUUCAUAUUUUCUACCCGCAAGACAUCAGUCAGUCACUUCUUCCAGUCUACAAACCGUGGUUAUUCAAGCAUCCAACGCCUAAAGAAACCAAGGGAAGCACGAGGGAACAGCUAGAGAAUUACAUAAUAAAAUAUAAGUUUACUACUCAGGAUAGCCGAGCAGACGGGUUGAGUGGCGAGCCACACGCAUACGUGUUUACCAGAACUAACGAACUGAGCAAGGACAUUAUCGCGAGUACUUACAACAAAGGGAUCAGCUUGAAAACAAACUUACAAAAAGAAUGUACUUUGCUAGACUUUCUGGAUUACAAAUGCAAGGCCUGCAUGAUUGGAUUUAAAGAUAGAAAAGAGUUGCAUUCGCAUGAUAAAGAUUUCCACAGUUUAUUGUGUUUCAAUCCAGAAUGUAAGCACUGCAAAAAGGAAAAUUCAUUUUCCACGGAAGAGGAACUUCGACUUCACCUUUCUAAACAAAUGAAGUGUCAGUUUUGUCCAGGCAAAGUGUUCUGCUCCGAGACAUUUCUUGAAAAACAUUUGAAAAACUCUCACAAAAAGUGUUCAUGUCCAUGCGGCAAGUAUUUCGGUAAUAGACAGACUUAUCUGGACCACUUCUUCUCCUACUACCCACCCCCUAAAGGGUUGUCUAGACCUAAACACAGGGAUGGCGGCAUGCCUUCAGCUAACGUCCAUCCCAACAAAGUCAAACGAAAAGUGCAGAUUGAAGAAGACAAUGCGAUCACUACUAUGCGCUUGACCACUGCAUCAUCCUCUAGCACCAUGUUUUCUAUCGAAAGCCUUCCUGGUGACGGCUAACUCUAAGCCUAACUAUGAGACUGAGAGAAAUCCUUCUUGUUGACGCCUUACAAAGCCUAACUAGAAGAUGGAGAGCAUUAGAAAGUGAUAGAGGUGCUGAUCGGGAAAUUCGAAAAAUACUGUUAAAGAUUUCUGCACACCAAAAAUUGCUACCCUAGAAGCAAAAAAAUAUCCUCUAAAAACAUAACGCAGAUUUACUUGAAGUGUCAUAUUAAAAAAUAUAGUGUCGACGUACAAAAUGUCAAAAGUGUAUAGUUUGAAAGUCUGAAGUAAUUAAAUCAUCUAGAAAACG